CCUUCUUUUCGUUCUUUUUCGUCUUAUUUAUUUCUCUUCCUUCUCUCUUGUCCGUUGAUUUCGUCCCUACUUCGUUCUCUUUCUUGUCCGUCCAUCGCUCUGAGAUACCACGACGGAAGUAGCCCAAUCCUCGCGUCGCCGGAAAAUCAGCCGGAAACGGUCGUGAUCUACACGGGACGCGUUUGCCCUAACAAUUAGACGAGUUUUCGGGUAAGGCGCGAAGAUUUUCCAGAAUUCUUUCGUUCUAGGGCUCGAUCUCGCUGGUUGAGGUGCUUCGGGGGUGAUUCGGAGUAAAUUAGGGUUCCUUUCAGUGCGCCGGUCCGAUCUAGGGUUUGGAGGAAAGGAUAAGGUUCUGGGAUUGAGGAGAAGGCGAGAGAUUGUUCGGACGAAAGAGGGUUGAAUUGAUGUGUCGCCCCGGGGGUGAAGGAGCGGCUUUAACCCUGGGGGAAGAUGCAAGGCUAUGCAUGGGGGAGAAGGUGAGGACCGAAGACGGAAGCGGCACAUGCGGCCGGACCCCCUUCGUUCGGCGACGACGGUAGCGAAUUCUUCGCUUUCUGAAGGGGCCUAUUUCUGCAAGGAUGGUCGCAAGAUCAGCGUUGGUGAUUGUGCACUUUUCCAAGCUGAAGGUUCUCCACCCUCCAUUGGUAUAAUUCGUUGGUUGACAACAAAUAAAGAGGACUACCCCAAACUUGGUGUGAAUUGGCUCUAUCGGCCUGCUGAUGUGAAGUUUAAAGGCUUCUUGUCUGCACCGAAUGAAGUCUUCUAUUCAUUUCACAGGGAUGAAAUAUCUGCUGCCUUCCUUCUUCAUCCGUGUAAAGUUGCAUUUCUUCGUAAAGGCAUCGAACUUCCUCCAGGCAUAUCCUCUUUUGUAUGUCGACGAGUUUAUGACAGAGCAAACAAGCGUUUAUGGUGGUUAACUGAUAAGGAUUACAUAAAUGAGCGGCAGGAGGAAGUUAAUCAGCUUUUAGACAAAACUUGGGAAGAAAUGUAUGCAGAAGGUCGCUCUCCGAAACCAUUGAACAGUCCAGUAUCAUCGCAGCAGUUGAAAUCUGGUUCUGAUAGUGUACCAAGUAGUGUUACCUCUUUCCCUUCUCAGGUGAAGGGAAAGAAGAGGGAACGAAGUGAUCAAGGCUUGGAGCCUGUUAAGCGUGAGCGUUCAUCUAAAACUGAUGAUGCAGAAUCUGGUUAUUCUAGGUUUGAUAAUAUGAUGAAGUUGGAAAUUACGAAAAUCACUGACAAGGAAGGGGGUCUCGUAACCUUGGAAGGUGUUGAGAAGCUGGUGCAACUUAUGCAACCAGACAGAAAUGAGAAAAAGAUUGAUUUGCCUGGACGUAUAAUGCUUGCAAAUGUUAUUUCUGCCACAGAUAAACUUGACUGUCUUAGCAGGUUUGUCCAGUUACGAGGAUUGCCUGUGCUGGAUGACUGGCUCCAGGAAGCACAUAAGGGUAAGGUUGGUGACAACAAUAGUCCAAAGGAAGGGGAUAAAGGGGUUGAAGAACUGCUUCUAGCAUUGCUUCGUGCACUUGACAAGCUGCCUGUUAAUCUUCUUGCAUUGCAGUCCUGUAAUAUAGGCAAAUCUGUGAAUCAUCUGCGCAAUCAUAAGAACAUAGACAUCCACAAGAAAGCAAAGAGUUUAGUGGAUACAUGGAAGAAGCGGGUUGAAGCAGAAAUGAAAAGCAAUGAUGCAAAAUCUGGAUCAAGUCAGGGUGCUUCUUGGCCUGGAAAAUCCAGUUUCUCUGAAGUUUCCCAUGGUGGAGGCAAACGUUCAGGAUCAUCAGAUGUUCUAAAGGGUGCUGUUUCCCAACCCACUGCAACUAAGACAACAUCCAGUAAAUUUGGCCAUGGAGAUUCUGUUGCAAAAUCAGCAUCAGCAUCUCCAAGCUCAGGCAAGAUAUCACUGUCUGCAUCAACAACAACUGGUUCUAAGGAUUCAUUCAGUAAAGCACCAGUGACCAGUGGUGUAUCUGAUCCUCCACUUUCAACAAUAAAAGAGGAAAAAAGCAGCAGCUCUAGUCAGUCACAGAACAACAGUCAAUCUUAUUCAAGUGAUCAUGCCAAAGUUGCAGGUUCGGCUUGGAAAGAGGAUGCAAAGAGCUCUACUGCUGGAUCAGUCAAUGCUAAAGCUUCUGGUGGUUCAUCUCGCCAUAGGAAAUCAAGUAAUGGGUUUUUAGGGUCUUCUGCUUCGCAGAAGGAGAGUGGUCCCACAAAGCUGGGUUCUGUAAAUAGAAACCAGACAUCUGACAAAGUCUCACAAUCUGGAAUGACAUCUGAACGAGCAACUGAUACACUUCUUGGAGAACAUGGUAACAGUCAGAGACUAAUUGUUAGACUUCCAAAUCCUGGUCGUAGUCCUGCACAAAGCCUAAGUGGAGGUUCUCUUGAGGAUAUUGGCGUUAUAGGCAGCAGGGCAUCUUCACCUGUGGUAUCUGAGAAGCAUGACCAUGUGGAGCGAAAGCUAAAGAGCAAAGGUGACAUGUCUAGGGGCAGUGCUGCUCCUGAUGUGAAUAAUGAGUCAUGGCAAAGUAAUGAUGUCAAAGAUGGCCUAAAUGGAUCGGAUGAAGGUGACCGAUCUCCUACUGCAGCUUUUGAUGAGGAACGUGUCAGGAAUUGUGACGAUAAUAAUAAGACCCUGGAUAUAUCAAAAGCAACCUGUUCUUCUUCUGGAAAUGAAAAGCGUGUGCAGAUUCCUGAAAGAAAAUAUGUGAAAUCUUAUGAUGCAUCUUUUAGUUCCAUAAAUGCUCUGAUAGAAAGCUGUGUUAAGUAUUCAGAAAUUCCUGCUCCCUUGUCUGCUGGCGAUGACCUUGGGAUGAACCUGCUUGCAAGUGUAGCAGCUGGUGAAAUAUCAAAAUCUGACACAGUUUCUCCCAGUGCAUCCCCUGGUAGAGAUUCUCUUUUACAGGAAGAUUCAAAUAAUGGGAAAGAAAGUAAGUCAAGGUCCUCACAUGACCAUGUUGGCUCUCAUGAUCGAGGGCAACUAGACGAGAGUGAAGAUGAUGAUUCUGAAAAGCAAGGAAAUGAUGCUGCCUCUUCAAAAGUUGAGGAGGGUUCUGCAGUAACCCGAGGCAGAUCACAUAUAGAGGAUGAUAAAACUGGCAAUGACAGAAUGGAGAAAUUGUGUGCCUCUGUUGAGUUACAUGGGCAUGAAGAUGUGUGUGCUAGGCCUGAAGGUAAAUGUGCUGUUGGUGGACUUCCUGUUGAAUCAAGUGGAACAGCAACUGGUAAAUCAUCUCCUGUUAGGGCAACAGAAUCCCCAGUCGCUGGAGAACAUAAACAAGGUUCUGAUAGAAGAAAAAGGUCCACCAAUGAAGAGGAUAUAAAUGGCUUCAUAGAAGUGAAAAAGAAGCCAAAGAGUCCAUUAACAUCUGAAAAGGUAACCCUAGAAAGCUUGCAUGGAAAGAUUUUAGGUGCUAGCAUGGGUACGCAAGAGGUUGGUCAUCAUACCACCACAUGCGAUGGAUCUGAAUUUGCUAAUGCUACUUUGAUUCAUGCAACAGAAAACAAAAUCAUUGAAGAACCACCCUCUAGUCUUCCAAUGGAAACAAAUGCUGCAGAUGACAAGCAUAAAAAAGCAGAGGAUUUUGAUGGGGAGGUCUCCAAUGAAGAAAAACAACCUUCUAUUGCUGAGCGUGGUAUGGACUAUGAUAAUGGUGGUGAAGAUGUUGUUGUACUUCCUGGUUCCAGCACCACUGCAUGUCCAGAUGAUAGUGACAAAUCGAAGCCAGGUGAUAUCAAUAAAAAGCCAGGAAAUGCCACAGAGUUGGAAGAUAAAAGUGCUAAAGAGCCAAAUGUUGGUGAAAAUGUUGAGCAGGCUUGUAAUAUGUUUGACUCUGUUGGAGGUGGAACAGAUGCAAAAAUGGAUGAAUCAGCAGUAGCCAAUAAAAGUGACGCUGAAGAGGAUGAACGAUUAGAAAACAAGACUGUUGACCAACAUAUUGAUGCAUUGACAUGUGAGGGAAAGUUUGCAUCAGGUCCAGUUCAAGAUACAGAACGGCCCACAACAAAGUCUGUAAGAGCAGAUGUUCCAUCAGUUGCUGGAUCUUCCGGUUUAGAGGCUGUUGCAGUUGAUUCAGCUUCAAAGCUUUGCUUUGAUUUGAAUGAAGGAUUUGCCUCAGAUGAUGCUAAUCAGGAUGAGCCAAUAUCUGCAGGAACUGCAUCAGUUAGUCCUGCUGUAUGUCAACCCAGUUCUGUGCCAAUUCAAGUUUCUACAUCAUCAAGUAUAUCAGCUUCAAUUACCGUAACCUCUGCUGCAAAAGGGCCAUUUAUUCUUCCAGACAAUAUGCUGCGCAAUAAAGGAGAUAUCCGUUGGAAAGGAUCAGCUGCUACAAGCGCUUUUAGGAGGGCAGAGCCACAGAGGGUCCCCGAAGCACUUGCUUCAAUUUCUGAACUCCCAUCCUCUGAGACCCCUGCUGGCAAGUUUGGACGUCCACUACUGGAUAUUGAUCUGAAUGAGCCUGAUGAAAGAGGUUUAGAAGAUGUUCCUGCCCAACCCUCUGUUGCCCUAGAGUCGGGAUCUGUAAGAAGUAUGAAGACUAUGGAAAGCAAAUUGCCAGCUUCAUCAGCUUGUGGUUCUGGUCGGCUGGACCUUGAUUUGAAUCGAGCUGAGGAAGGUCCAGAGAAUGGUCAAAUGGCUGGAAUAUCCAAUCGGAGGUCAGAGGUCCCUGUUUCAUCUGCUAGACCCUCAUCCUCCUCUGGAGGACUAUCUAAUGGAGAUCAUGCUCCCAGGAACUUCGAUCUGAAUGAUGGACCUAGCCUUGAUGAAGGUGGCGCAGAUCCUGGCCCCCAUUACUCGCAUCCCAAAAGCAAUGCUUCCUACCUUCCACCAGUUGUCAAUUUGAGGAUGAAUGAAUUGGGAAAUCUUUCGUCAUGGUUUCCUCCUGGUGGUUCCUAUCCACAGGUUUCUAUUCCUCCUUUUGUGUCAGAAAGGGUAGAGCCGCCUUAUUCAAUUGUAGCUACUGCUGCUGGUGUCCAGAGGAUUUUAGGUCCAACAUCUGGUGGUCCUGCUGCUUUUGGUGCUGAUAUUUACAGGGCACCUGUUCUGUCGUCCUCCCCAGCCAUGGGGUUCACUGCUGCAAGUGCUUUUCCGUAUGGUGGUUUCCCCUUUGGAGGUGGAUUUCCUCUGGCCUCAACAUCUUUCACAACAAGUUCGACAUUCAUUGAAUCUUCAUCUGGUGGAGGCCCAUGUUUUCCUCCAAUUCCUUCUCAACUAGUUGGGCCUGGUGCCACAGUUUCAGCCACUUAUGGUAGGCCUUACUUGAUAAGUCAUCCAGAUGGCCCUGGUGGGGAAAGUAGUCGCAAAUGGCCGAGACAGGGUCUUGAUCUGAAUGCUGGUCCAGGAAGCAUUGAUACAGAUGCCAGGGAUGAGAGAUUCAUUUCAGUGAGGCAGCUUCCUGUUGCUAAUUCUCAAGCAUUGGCAGAAGAGCAGGCAAGGCUAUACCAAGCAGCAGGUGGUACUGCACUGAAGAGGAAGGAGCCUGAGGGUGGGUGGGAUUCCGAGAGAUUCGGGUAUAAACAACCAGCGUGGCAGUAGAGUUAAAGAGAGUGAUGCCUUAUGUCAUGGUAAACUGCCUGGGACUUGUAAUUUGCAUGUGGUCUACUCUGAGGAUUUGGUUGAUGGGUGAGCAUGCUUUGUAUUCACAAUGCCUUGCUCCUCCUUUCAUGCAGUCUCCUGAAACCUUCGACUUGAUGAUCUAUGCUCAGGAGAACAAAUUCAUUUAUGAAGUGUAAUUGCAGCUCUCUCUAUGGUUUUUUUCCUUCAUGAAGAAUGGCUUGCCACCGCCCAGACAACAAGAUGCAGGUAUGAGGUGUGCAUGUAUGCCUUUCCUUUUCCGAAACGUGUUCUUCCACUGGUAGAGUUAGACAUAUCGUUGCUGCAUGCAGACAUGUCAUGGUAGGUUGUUCGAAGGAAAGGCUUUCUAUGACACAGCAUGUGAACUCUCGGCAUGUUGCAAGUCCUGAUUGACUUCCAUGAGGUCCAAUUGUAAGUUGUUUCUGAUCUACACAGUUUCUGUAGAGCUUGGAUCUCCAUUUUGUAAAGUUCCUUAGAUUUAUAGCUCUUUAUGUUUUGAUGUGAAUGUAUAUGAAUUCAUAAUCAAGAAUUUUGAGUGAAACUUGCACUAGAUGCAAGAUUGCCUGCAGAAGGUGUCUAUGGCUGGUCUUGUGGUGAAGAUAGAUUGUGCUUCCAGGAUAUUCAUAAUUCUGCGGAAAGUAGAAUUAUGUCAAGUUCUAUCACAUGCAAAUUAAUGUUCCUUUGAGUUUCUCCCCAACUGAUUAUAUAUAUCCUAACGCUUUUGUUAUUGGUGGUACAUUUGUUUUCGUACAUGUACUUGUGAUUUAAAUGUUCUUGAUGUUUCUCCUUCGACUUUGAAAACUGCCUCCUGUACUUCUGAAGUGGAUUUGUCAUUCAGAAGUGGAAAUGUAGAAUGCUGAAAUAGUAGAAUGUCAUAAACUGCAUAUGGGAUUAUGUUCUA
This is a messenger RNA of Nymphaea colorata (pocket water lily), 6467 nucleotides long. RefSeq lists its product as uncharacterized. Gene Ontology annotation, molecular function: chromatin binding. Gene Ontology annotation, cellular component: nucleus. The transcript is spliced from 4 exons. Lineage: Eukaryota; Viridiplantae; Streptophyta; Magnoliopsida; Nymphaeales; Nymphaeaceae. Bases 461 to 5527 code for a protein of 1688 amino acids. The record is from RefSeq and is a predicted model, not a curated record.